Molecule: messenger RNA, 2067 nt
Organism: Dicrocoelium dendriticum
Lineage: Eukaryota; Metazoa; Platyhelminthes; Trematoda; Plagiorchiida; Dicrocoeliidae
Source: the annotation of a GenBank genome assembly
AUGGUGGAGCAGUUUGAACAUGGUCUAACGGACAGUUCAAUAUCUAUCAUGUCUGCAAGGGUGGUGCUGACGCUUUUCUUUGUUCGCCUGUUUGUCUCACAACUUGUGAGUGUUGCACAGACACCAACCCCCGACAAUUCUGACAAUUCGUCGAGCACUGAGUCUAAUAUGACCACUACCACAGAAGCAAUCUUUGUGGAAGAGGAACUGAAAUGGUGCAAAUACGAGGAGGAGAAUGUCACUUUAGGGCAGGACGUCGAAGGAUGUCAGGUCCGUCGGCAAAAUAUGGCAGCUAGGCAACAUGUUGCUGUCCUGAUUCCAUAUAACACAAAUGACCCACUAGAUCUAACUUGUCAGGUGUGCCGUGGAGAUGAUUUCACCAAGAUGAAAUGGUUCUGGGUACCACGAGAAAAGUCUGGUUCUAUUUUCUUACCCGAACAACUGACAGAUGCAAGUCGCAUAUGGCUUUUGAAUCGAACUAUGCUGGAGCCAGUUGAGACGGAGUACUUCUCUGGAGACAUUAAGUCACCCUGUCUGAGCCUAAAAACAUUCACUCUAAGAUACUUAAGAUUCAACGCUUCCAAAAAUUUGGGAACUUAUGUAUGCAUGCAGAGAGAAUUGGACGAGCACCCCCUGAACCAAAUUUGGUACCACGUGGACACCAUCACUCCGGUCCAGGAUACGGUCGAUCUGACUGUGUUGCCGCCACAAAUGGAGAUGAAUAGUAGAGUGGAUAGUUUCGAACAAAUACCAGCACUGCAGAAAAUUUUGGACGAUGAUUUAGCUGCUCUGCCAGACUUUCAGGAUUUUCGUUACGAUCCUCUCCACCUCACUUCACGGGUGUACAACAACAUGCCGAAGACAGCUCUAUGCGGAGAGGUCGAAAUAAGAGGUUAUCGCUCAUGUUUUAUCCGAAUAGAGCCAGACGUGGUGGAUCAGCUGUAUUCGGACGAUGAAGACGCCAAACUGAUCUAUUUCGUUUUGCGAUUCGCAUUCGACUUUCUCGUCAGUCCUCAGUAUGCUACUACACAGGGGGAGCGUACAGCUCGUGAAAAUGCGGUGAAACAACGUGUUAAGGAAUUGGGAUUCUACCACCAUGUCAACGACACGGAUAUCUUCGUGCCAUGCCAGUACACCAUGUUUAAGCAUCUCCCAAAUCUAAAUAAUCAAUUUAGACCGCUGGAAACUCGUGGCUUAUUUACCAAAAUGGUCUACGACUUCGCUUGCCCGGAGAUGGAUCCCAUGGAUUUGAUAAACUUGGCCCUGGAUCGGGACGUGACCCGUAUGCAAGUACAUCUGCUUGGAAUAGACGACAUGCGGUUUAUGAAAAUUGAGAGGGUUGUCGUUGACGGUACCGAAUCAGUGCGUCUGUCUUGCAACCUGGACAAACCCACAGACUGCUCCGGUGUCAGGGAUGAUGUCCUGUGGCGUUCAAAAACAGGUCUAUCGUUUAGCCGUCGGACAAUGAUGGACGAGCGGAUCUAUGUAACUGGAAAAUGUGAACUUGUCUUCCAGAUAGUAGCCUUAAACGACUCGGGAGAAUAUCAGUGCUUUUUACGACACACAAAAAAUCCGAGUAAGUGGGCCCCGUCGCCACAUAUUGUGUACCGAGUGAAGAUUGAAAAAGGCUCUUACAAGUUGCCCGCUAUCAAUGAUAUUUAUGUGGGGCUAGCAAUACUCAUAGGAUGGGCAGCUGCAAUAACCGUCGUGUGGAUGAUUCUCAUGGUGUUCAACCACCAUGUCCACACAGUGGCUUUAACGGUGGCCAAGGCGCGGCAGAAAAUAAUGCAAGAGGAGCUGGAGAGGAAAAACCUCGAAAUUUUGGAAAGACUGAAGGUUUAUCUGCAUGAGUUGGGAAUUACUGACGAAGUGAUUAUCCAAGAACGUGGACAAGAUCUAGAAAAGGUGCAGCCAGGUGAUGACGAGCUGGAUAUCGACAACGAAGAGAAUGAUGUGAAGGAUGACUGGGUGGAUAAUUUUUCCGAGGUAGAGUCCUAUACAGAAUGGGUUAGUGAUGAAGAGCAACGAGAGAGCCCACAUUCAUCAGCCUUAUCGGGUUAUCCCACU